Messenger RNA from Paramecium tetraurelia, 973 nucleotides. RefSeq lists its product as uncharacterized. Lineage: Eukaryota; Ciliophora; Oligohymenophorea; Peniculida; Parameciidae. The transcript is spliced from 4 exons. The record is from RefSeq and is a predicted model, not a curated record.
AUGUUACCAGAGUUUUCCAUUUAAGCUGUUAAAUUGUAAGCCAACUCUAGACAACCUAAACCAGUAAAGUAUGUACCCCCUAAGCCUAAGAGUCCUGCUUAAAAAAGGAGCUCAUCAUAGCAAAAACCCAUAACAAAAGCCAAAACAUCAACAGAUAGACUUACUAGGAAAGGUUCGGAGGAUUUCUAAGAACCCCAAUAACAAUAAUAAGUGGUCACUAUUGAAGCCCCAUAAUAAAAGAUUAUUGUGAAUAUGGAUGAAAGAUACCAAUAUUAUGAGAAUGAAGCAAAGAAGCGAUAAAAUGUCAUUGAUGUCUGUGACGGGGUGCAAUUUUAUAAGCCAGUCAAACCAGAUGAAAUGCCUAAGCCUCCUAAACCUAAAAAGUAAACAUCUAAAAUUGAAAAUGCUAAAUAAGUUUCACGAACAGAGAAAUCAGAAAAACAAUCAGUUUCCUCUGAUUUACAACACUCUCUACAUUAAUCGAGAUCUCUUUAUAAUCAAACAACUUCAAGAGAGCAGCAAUAAUCAACCUCUACUUUAAUUGAAGAAUGCUAAACACAAUAGAUAGCUGUGGAUCCAAAUUUCUUAGUUUAGGGAGAAGUCGAUGGUUAUUAAAUCGAUGAAAGUUAAUCCUAAAUGUUUGGUUUUGGAUUGACUGAUUAUAUUAAAAAUAAUAACCACAAAAAAGAACUUGGAGAGAAGGAUGUAACUAAUGAAGUUAAACCCUAAUCAGAAUCUGUUUAUACAUAUUAUGAUUACUAUCCUCCUAAUGCAAAUGGAGAAAUUCCAAAACCAUUAUUGGAGAGUGUGAAUUAUAUGAAUUACUUAAAAGAGUAAUAAGCCUUAUAAGCUCAACAAGCCUAGGAAGCACAAUAAUAGCAAUAGUAAUAAUAGUAAUAAUAGUAAUAAUAAUAAUAAUUCAAAAGUAAAUGAAUACAAAUUUAACUUUUAAAUUUUACAUACUUUUCUUUAA